UAAACAAGCCACAUGUCAUAAAAAAAAACUCCUAUUUUCUCAACAUAUUUAGAAGCAUAAACACACAAACUUAUCAUGGAAACAGAAGAUUAUUUCGGUUAUCAAUUAAGGCGUAUCGGAAGUCCAGCAACCUUGGUGAACAUCCGUGAUACCGUCAGAUUUGAUAAAGAGCUGGUCACAAUUGGCCGUCACGUUGAGAGUGACUUGUACUUAGACUCGGCAGUUUUGAAGAACUUUAUCUCGCGGAGGCAAGCGGACGUGCUACAUUCAGGUGAUGAGUAUAUUUUGAGAGAUUAUGGCCUAAAUGGGAGCUAUGUUAACGACAAGAGGGUGAAUGGGAGACAAGUGUUGCGGGAGGGUGAUGUCGUCAAGUUUGGUCACACGCAGGGAAAAAAUGUUGAGAAAGGUGCCUUUGCUCCACAGUCAACGAUGGAGUUUACCUUUGUUUUUGAGAGAGCAUCAUCAUCAGGAGUCAAACAGGAGCAGACGUUUUGCUCACAGAACAAUCCCUUUUAUUUGUAUCCAACAGUGCCUCAAAAAUCAAUUUUGAAAGCAGCUGGCUCACCGGGACCUCUUAAGCCAAUGACGCAGAACGUUUCUGGUAAAGAAAACAAGGAAUACACGCAUAGCAUUUCCAAUAUACUGAAAGAUGCGCAGACUUUGAACAUGUAUGACGUUCCGUCUGCUGAGAACGGUAUGAUAGUAGAUUCCCAGGACGGUGUUGACGGCGAUUCUAGUCUGAGCUCUCCAAUGGAGGAGAUAUCCUGUCAGUUGUCGACGCAUCUGAAGUCAAAUAAAGCGACCCAAAGAACCAUCGAGUUUCCCCGAGUUACGAAACUUGCGACGUCCAGCCCGACAAUACCACUUAUUGGUCGCAAUGGAGAAACUCCGACGGAUAUUAUCUGUAGCAGAGGUUACCAGCCACGUCGCUUGUUGCCCGAUACGCCACCUGUUAAUCCAGUGUUGAACUUCAUAACAGCGUCUAUGGGAAUUCCGCCGUUGAAGACGCGGACGGAUUUCAACUCGCCGAGCGAUCAUGGUCGGAAUGAUGCGUCAGAUUUUACAACAGAUAAUGAUGAUGACCUAGCUAAUCUUGCCGCCAAUGCCGUGAACCACUUCGACAGUGAUGAUGACAUCUUUGAUGCAGAAGCUGAUGUUACUCCGAAACCUGCUACGAACAAAAACAGCAUCGAAUCGAAACCAGACCUAGUCAUCAUGUCGCCGCAGGACCUCCUCGUGCAAGUUCGUGCCAAGCUCAGUUCAAUCGAAAACAAACUCUCUACUCAUAACGUGUCACACUCGCCGUUCGGGAAGUCUCCGGAACUGCGAGGACAGAGGCUAAGUUUCUCUUCGCCGCAAAGCUCAGAUAGCACUCAGGGACAUGAUAGGCAGACGUCAGAUGUAAACAUUGUGCCUUUGUUUGCGAAACAGUCAAUGUCGCCUGCUACAAAACAAAUUGCACUGUCUGCCUCAAAUCAACAACUUUCGUCCGCUUUCAACCGAGGAAAUACUGGAAGUGGUGAUGUAUCGUCACAAACUGCAGCAUCGGGAAGUCUUCAGCAAGAUGAUACGGUCGUCGAAGGUUCGAGGACGCUCAACGACAAUUCGCCUGAUUUUACUGCGCGAUUAUUAUCUGCUGAAGCAUUGCUGUCGCCAGAUUCAGUAAAGUCGGAUCUCCCUGCUGUUGCACAGCCGACACUGGAUAAAUUGUGGUCAACGCCUACUUUGUCCGUACCCCCACUGGUCCAACGGAGCGCUCAAGUGCAGAAGAUUACGCCAGAACCGGUCCAACAGAGUGCUCAAGUGCAGAAGAUAAUGCCAGAACCGGCCCAACGGAGCACUCAAGUGCAGAAGAUUAUGCCAGAACCGGUCCAUCGGAGUGCUCAAGUGCAGAAGAUUACGCCAGAACCAGUCCAACGGAGCGCUCAAGUGCAGAAGAUUACGCCAAGUCUAGUAGCAGUGUCUAAAUCAUCUCAGAGAAACUCCAAGAGGAAAUUGACCCAAAGUUCAGCCAAUGCUAAGAAAAAAACAGCUCGGUCAUCUGGCGGAACGAAGUCGUCGGCCUCCAAGACGAAGAAGAGGAAAGUUCAAGAAGAGGUGGAGGAGGACCCCAAGUACGACUUUCAGUGCGACUCCUUCGACUGUAUCAGGCCAGACGACCCACUCAUUACAUGGGUUCAGUGCGAUGAUUGCGAUAAGUGGUACCAUACGUCGUGCGUCGGUUGCCGUUAUGAACAAGUGCAGAAUGAACAUACCGAGUUUCAUUGUGGAUGCCGCUAGCAAUAUUGUACGUUUGGUGAUGAAUGUCACUACACUAAGUCCAAAACGAAUGGAGUUCCAUUGUAGAUGUCGCUUGCAGUGUGGAUGUUUCGUGUCAGUUGCCGUGAUGGACAAGUCCAUACCGAGUUUCAUUGCGGGUGUCUCUAACUAUAGCGGACAUUUUGUGAUGGAUGCCACCAUAUUCAGGAUGUCGCUUGCAUGCAGAGAUGUGUCACUUGUUGCUACGACCAAAUCCAAAACAAACUAGCCGAGUUUCAGUGCGGAUGACGCUAACAAUAUCAUGUGUUUUUGAUGAUACUGCUACGAACGAGUCCCAAAUGAACACGCUAUUAAGUUCCACUGACUGUGGAUGACGCUAACAAUUGACUCGGAACUGUAUGGUCAGCUUUUGCUGAGCGAUGAACAAUAAAUGAUAUCAUGAUUUUGUGUAUCAGAGGUGUCAGAUGCUGACAAUGAUGAAUAUGACUAUGAACAGGUCCAGAACAAGCAAAUGUUGUCACCAGACCCGUUCCCAACCUGGCUUAGAAAAUUUCUUUUCUAUCUUUGAUUAUUUUUGAAGUUUAUAGCAAACUGUUGACUUGAGACUUGUGUAUUGAUUUCAGAAAGUUUCUGACCAUGUGAUAGGAAUCACGAUAUUUUUGCCUUUCUGUAAAUAGUUGAGAUUUUCUCUGUAAAGUUGCUUUUGUUUUAUAAGAUUUUAUAAGUGUGACGUGUCACUAAUAGUCUUAACAGCGUGAAUACAAGCUGGCUAUCACCAGGGUAUUGCACUAUUCUGACCGAGAUGCGACGUAAUUUUUGUGUCAGUUUUGACAUCACUUUGGCUGUCAUGGUAGAAUUUUUGACGCAUACCCUAGUGAAAAUCUGCGCCAUCUUUUGAGCGGCUGAUACCCUUUAGGACAAAGGGCUAGAUACUAGUUCAGUAGUUGUACAAUAUCAUAGUUUAAAAUGUUGAUGUACCGGUAAGUCAGUAUUGUUUAUAAAUGUGACUUAGUAAUGCAAUUGUCAGUAUGUAUCUUAUUCCCCCCUCCCCAGGGUAGACAAGCGUAACCACCUUUGACUUGUGUUCUGUCAUUUGUGACCCAUCACAGCUAAACAAGGCGCAUGUCGCACAGAAGAUGAGCCUUAAUCACACCAGGAGACAAUGGAAGAAAUUGAUGUGCUCAGCUUUCCUAAAAGGCAGACAGUACGGGGUAAUAUGAACAACCAGUCCACCUCAACCUGCCAAGCUCAGAGUGACAUGUGCCUCAUUUUGCUCUGAUGAGUCACAUUUUAACAAGU
Molecule: messenger RNA, 3558 nt
Organism: Lineus longissimus
Lineage: Eukaryota; Metazoa; Nemertea; Pilidiophora; Heteronemertea; Lineidae
Exons: 8
Coding region: 76-2280 (734 amino acids)
Biological process (GO): regulation of gene expression
Cellular component (GO): nucleus
Molecular function (GO): protein binding
Source: RefSeq, a predicted model, not a curated record